AUGGAGACGUUGGGAGGAUCGGAGCCUGCCAGCCUGCAUCCUAAAUGCACCAUGGAGCAGGAGUUCAGCUUUAGUGCGCUGAAGAAGCUGGCGGCUAAGCCGGACUACACGGACGUGACGCUGCCGGCGGUGGAGCGUGUGCGAGCACUCAGUAAGAUGGGCUACAACAUUGAGAUCAACGAGGAUAUUACGCCACGUCGCUACUUCCGCUCGGGCGUUGAGAUGGAACGUAUGGCUGCCGUCUACCUGGAGGAGGGCAGUCUGGAAAAUGCCUUCGUUCUCUACAACAAAUUUAUCACGUUGUUUGUAGAAAAACUCCCCAGUCAUCGGGAUUACCAGCAGUGCAAUGUCCCUGAGAAGCAAGUAAUAAUGAAGAAAUUGCAGGAAGUGGCUUUUCCACGUAAAGAUCAACUGAAGAAACUUCUCAAUGAGAAAUACAGCAAAGAGUACAGUGAAUAUCUGAAAAAACAGAGCCAGACCAUGCCUGUGGCUGUGUGCGGAGAGCAGUUACAGAGGCUUUCUUUGCUGGAGGAAGAGCGGCAGCGUGUGGCGCAGUUAAGGAAGAUGCAGCUGGAGUCUGAGCAGUUCCGCUAUUUCGAAGAUCAGCUGCGGCGUCAGGAACAGGCCAACCGUAAGCAGGAUGCUGUCUCCAAAGAGUCCGAACAAACAGACGGCUCGUGUCUGUCCCAGACUCCGAAAAACCACAAACGCCUCGACCCCAACCGCAACAAACCAGCCACGCCAGUCCCCAAACCUGCCCCCACAUUAGCUGCGGUCCAGAGUCAACAGGUUGAGGGCCUGAGGCGUGUUCUGAUUCCUCAAGAUCUGACCUACAGGUUCUUACUGCUGGCUGAUCGCAACACAGCCAGAGGCAUCGAGACCUGCGGCGUGCUCUGUGGAAAACUGACUCACAACGAGUUCAUGCUCACCCAUGUGAUUGUGCCCAAACAGUCAGCCGGGCCGGACUACUGUGACAUGGAGAAUGUAGAGGAGCUGUUCAGUUAUCAAGACCAUCACAACCUGCUGACCCUGGGCUGGAUCCACACACACCCCACCCAGACAGCUUUUCUUUCUAGCGUGGAUUUACAUACACACAGCUCAUAUCAACUUAUGCUACCUGAGGCCAUUGCCAUUGUUUGCUCACCUAAGCACAACGAUACUGGAGUGUUUCGCCUCACCAGCGCUGGAAUGAGUGAGGUGGCCGGCUGCAGACUGAAGGGAUUUCACCCACAUUCGAAAGACCCUCCUCUUUUCACCAUCUGUAAGCAUGUGGUCAUUAAGGACUCCAAAACAGUGGUGCUGGACCUCAGGUGACAGAGGCAAUAAAUGCAUACUUCAGUGGAUACCACGGCCCCCGGAGCUCUAUUUGAAGCUUCAUCCAG
This is a messenger RNA of Trichomycterus rosablanca, 1382 nucleotides long. It is a transcript of the gene stambpl1, whose product is annotated as STAM binding protein-like 1. Lineage: Eukaryota; Metazoa; Chordata; Actinopteri; Siluriformes; Trichomycteridae. Bases 1 to 1314 code for a protein of 437 amino acids. The transcript is spliced from 10 exons. Gene Ontology annotation, cellular component: endosome; membrane. Gene Ontology annotation, biological process: protein K63-linked deubiquitination. The record is from RefSeq and is a predicted model, not a curated record. Gene Ontology annotation, molecular function: K63-linked deubiquitinase activity; metal-dependent deubiquitinase activity; protein binding.